ACGAAGGGGUCAAGGUGUGGCGUUUCAUUUGCCGCUGAUCAAGACGGUAUCAGAAAAGUGCAACGAAAUCAGAAAUAUAUUUAAAAAACACAGCCUGGCAACAGGUUUUUGGUGUUUGUAAUUCGUAUCACGAACGACUCUCGUAAAUGGAAACAUUCUUAUUUUAUUUCAAGUUUGGAUAAAUAUAUUUUCUCAUUUCAAUUGUAUUAAAAAUACAACAUAUUCCGAUUAUGUUGCGGCGUUCUAUAAAUUCCAUAGUGAUUAUUGCAAACCGCAAUUAUACCAACAAGCCAUGCUCCAGGUUCAGCAACAUGGCUCAAAUCAUCGAUGGCAAGGGCAUUGCUCAGGAUAUCCGCUCCCAGUUAGCCAAGGAACUGAAGGAGUUCGUGGCCGCCGGCAAUCCAACGCCUCAUCUCACGGCGGUGAUCGUGGGCGAGGAUCCUGCCAGCGAGAAGUACGUGGCAAACAAGAUGACUGCCUGCCGCGAAGUGGGAAUCUCCAGCGAGACCAGGAGGCUACCCGCCUCCACUACGCAGGAGGAGCUGCUGGCGCUGAUUGAUCAACUUAACAAGGAUAAUCGCGUAAACGGAGUGCUGGUGCAACUUCCGGUGCCGGAGCACAUCAAUGAGCGCACUAUCUGCAACGCUGUUCACGUCGACAAGGACGUGGAUGGCUUCAACGAGCUGAACAUAGGGCGCCUGGCUCUGGACAUGGAGGGCAUCAUCCCAGCCACACCCCUGGGCGUGAAGCGAUUGCUGGAGUACACAAAUAUUGAGACUUUGGGAAGAAAUGCUGUCGUAGUUGGCCGUUCCAAGAACGUCAGCCUGCCAAUGGCCAUUCUCCUCCAUUCGGAUGGGAAAUACGCCACCAAAGCUCUCGAUGCCACCGUGACCAUUUGUCACAGAUACACGCCACCAAAGGAACUGGCCCGCCACUGUCGCCAGGCGGACAUUAUUGUGGUGGCCGUGGGCAAGCCAGGACUAAUCACCAAGGACAUGAUUAAGCCAGGAGCCUGUGUCAUUGAUGUGGGAAUUAAUCGCAUUAAGGACGAGAAGACUGGAAAGUUCAAGCUAGUCGGUGAUGUGGACUUCGACGAAGUCCGUCAGGUUGCCGGGCACAUCACUCCAGUUCCUGGCGGCGUUGGUCCCAUGACAGUUGCCAUGCUGAUGCAGAACACCAUUCAGGCGGCGAAGAAACAGCACUGCGCCAAGCUGAGUGCAAGAAACGAAUGAAGCUUCGGCUUCAAUCAUCUCCUGGGUUGACGCUUCGCUGGGCGAAACAUAGUAUUUUUUUAUUUAAUCCACUAACCUGUAGAAGAGUUUAGAAUUACUGACCAACCGCUAACAUGACGAUUGUACCACAAACAGAAACUAUUUCACAAUAUAAACAAUUUCAAUCUUA
Drosophila ananassae is the source of this 1401-nucleotide messenger RNA. It is a transcript of the gene Nmdmc, whose product is annotated as bifunctional methylenetetrahydrofolate dehydrogenase/cyclohydrolase, mitochondrial. Gene Ontology annotation, cellular component: mitochondrion. The transcript has 3 exons. The coding region runs from base 231 to 1232 and encodes 333 amino acids. The record is from RefSeq and is a predicted model, not a curated record. NCBI's taxonomy places the organism in Eukaryota, Metazoa, Arthropoda, Insecta, Diptera, Drosophilidae. Gene Ontology annotation, biological process: tetrahydrofolate interconversion. Gene Ontology annotation, molecular function: methylenetetrahydrofolate dehydrogenase (NADP+) activity; methylenetetrahydrofolate dehydrogenase (NAD+) activity; methenyltetrahydrofolate cyclohydrolase activity.